Molecule: messenger RNA, 1957 nt
Organism: Sebastes umbrosus (honeycomb rockfish)
Lineage: Eukaryota; Metazoa; Chordata; Actinopteri; Perciformes; Sebastidae
Gene: hnrnpl
Product: heterogeneous nuclear ribonucleoprotein L
Exons: 15
Coding region: 16-1683 (555 amino acids)
Biological process (GO): regulation of RNA splicing; mRNA processing
Cellular component (GO): nucleus
Molecular function (GO): mRNA binding
Source: RefSeq, a predicted model, not a curated record
UGUGUCCCGUGUCUCAUGUCUCAGUGGACAGGAGGACAGGAGGACAACAUGGCUGCUGCUGCUGCUGCUGCUCCGGGCCGCUACUACGGAGGAGACGAGAGGAGAGCCACCAAGAGACAGAAGACUGAGGACGGAGGAGGAGGAGGAGGAGGAGGAGGAGGAGGGAUGAACACGGAGAACUACGAUGACCCUCAUAAACCGCUCCCCUCCUCGGUGGUUCACAUCAGGGGCUUGGUGGACGGCAUCAUGGAGGCGGACCUGGUGGAGGCCCUGCAGGAGUUUGGAGCCAUCAGUUACGUGGUUAUGAUGCCCAAGAAGCGCCAGGCCCUGGUGGAGUACGAGGACAUGAACGGCUCCUGUAACGCCGUCACGUACGCAGCAGAGAACCAGGUUUACAUCGCAGGCCACCCCGCCUUCAUCAAUUACUCAACUAGCCAAAAGAUCUCCCGGCCAGGAGACUCCGAUGACACCCGGAGCGUCAACAAUGUGCUGCUGCUCACGGUCAUCAACCCCAUCUAUCCCAUCACCACGGACGUCCUCUACACCAUCUGUAACAACUGUGGUCCUGUCCAGAGGAUCGUCAUCUUCAGAAAGAACGGUGUUCAGGCCAUGGUGGAAUUUGACUCAGUCCAGAGCGCUCAGAGAGCCAAAGCCUCUCUGAACGGGGCCGACAUCUACUCUGGCUGCUGCACACUAAAGAUCGAGUAUGCCAAGCCAGCGCGCCUUAACGUCUUCAAGAACGACCAGGACACGUGGGACUAUACCAACCCCAACCUCAGUGGCCAAGAUGCUGAUGGGGAAGGCAAUUGGAACAAUUCACAAGAUCCCAACGCCAACCCCAACAAACGCCAGAGGCAGCCGGCCCUGCUGGGAGACCACCCACCUGAUUACGGCGGCCCUCAGGGAGGUUACCACGGUUACAGUGAGGACAGCUACGGGCCUCCUCCUCCCCACCGCAUGGGGCCGGGGAUGGGAGGUGGUCGUGGGCGGGGCAGCCAGCGCUACGGCCCCAGUUAUGGACCGCCGCCCCCCGAGUACGGUCCUCACGCCGACUCCCCCGUUCUGAUGGUUUACGGCCUCGAGCCCGCCAAGGUCAACGCCGACAAGGUCUUCAACAUCUUCUGUCUCUACGGCAACGUGGAGAGGAUUAAGUUCAUGAAGAGUAAACCGGGCGCGGCCAUGGUGGAGAUGGGAGACUGUUACUCUGUGGACCGGGCCAUCACUCACCUCAACAACAACUUCCUGUUCGGACAGAAACUCAACGUUUGCGUGUCCAAGCAGCAAGCCAUCGUGCCGGGACAGUGCUACCAGCUAGAGGACAACACCAGCAGCUUCAAAGACUUCCACGGAUCUCGUAACAACCGCUUCACCUCCCCGGAGCAGGCGGCCAAGAACCGAAUCCAGCACCCCAGCAACGUCCUCCACUUCUUCAACGCACAGCCCGACAUCUCCGUAGAGAUCUUCAACCAGGCCUGCGAGGAGCUGGAGAUAAAGCUCCCCACCAGUGUGAAACUCUUCACCGGAAAGAGUGAGCGGAGUUCCUCCGGCCUUCUGGAGUGGGAGUCCAUCAAUGAUGCCAUGGAGGCCCUCGCUCUCAUUAACCAUUUCCAGAUGAAAAACCCCAGUGGGCCUUACCCGUACACACUGAAGCUGUGUUUCUCCACCACGCACCAUGCCAACUAGACACCCACAGAACAGCUGCAAUGUUGUGUGUCUCUGCGUACAGAGUACUGCAGUACUCUGUAGACAGUACUGCAGUACUCUGUGCAGAACACUGCAGUACUGUCUAAAGAGUACUGCAGUACUCUGUAGACAGUACUGCAGUACUCUGUGCAGAACACUGCAGUACUCUGUAUUCAGUAUUGUGUGGUCCCAUAAAACCUGCGAUCAGUAUUGACAGGAAGUAGGACUGCUGCUUUAGAACAUGUUACUUAAACUAUGAUUUUUGUAUGAAGUA